Messenger RNA from Chlorocebus sabaeus (green monkey), 3966 nucleotides. The record is from RefSeq and is a predicted model, not a curated record. NCBI's taxonomy places the organism in Eukaryota, Metazoa, Chordata, Mammalia, Primates, Cercopithecidae.
GGCGGGGGUACUGACGAAGAUCCGCAUGGGGGUACGAGCACUUCAGCGGCUUCUAAUUAAAGCCCCGCUCGGAGCCCUCGGGGACCCGCCUGACGUCGGCGGGCGCGGGGAUAAGAAGCGCCCCGAGGUCCGAGGCGGGAGUCGGAGCCGGCGCACCCCAGGGCGGCCGCGGGUCCAGCGCUCGGAGCGGCCGAGUCCCCGCGUCCCCGCGUCCCGUGCGCUCCGCCCGCCGGGCAUGGAGUAGUGGCGCAGCUCGGGGCGCGGGGACAGACGUGCGCACAGACGGCGGCGGCUCCCGCGGCUCCAGCGAGCCCAGCUCCCGGCGCGUGUCGGAGUCUCCCAGCCCCGCGGCCCCGAGCGCACGAUGCGCGGACCCGGGCGCCCCCUCCUCCUGGGGCUGCUGCUGGUGCUGGGGGCGGCGGGGCGCGGCCGGGGGGGCGCGGAGCCCCGGGAGCCGGCGGACGGGCAGGCGCUGCUGCGGCUGGUGGCGGAGCUCGUCCAGGAGCUGCGGAAGCACCACUCGGCGGAGCACAAGGGCCUGCAGCUCCUCGGGCGGGACUGCGCCCUGGGCCGCGCGGAGGCGGCGGGGCUGGGGCCUUCGCCGGAGCAGCGAGUGGAAAUUGUUCCUCGAGAUCUGAGGAUGAAGGACAAGUUUCUAAAACACCUUACAGGCCCUCUUUAUUUUAGUCCAAAGUGCAGCAAACACUUCCAUAGACUUUAUCACAACACCAGAGACUGCACCAUUCCUGCAUACUAUAAAAGAUGCGCCAGGCUUCUUACCCGGCUGGCUGUCAGUCCAGUGUGCAUGGAGGAUAAGACCUCAGUGAGACACCAGAGGGCAGGGCAGGCAUCCCAGGGUGCCCACACUAGUGCGACGGUGUGGCAUCAGGAAGGCCCCGCAGUCCCGGUUCUGCCGGUUAACAGCCUGCCACACACACUUCUGUCCUGACACACAAGGACGCCAGGGCGAGACUGCAAACCAUGACCUUGUCUUUGUCAAGAAAGGCCCAGAGCCUGAGAAAAGCAGGUGUUUAGCAGGAAGGGCUCUGCCCUCAUCUCAGAGCAAAUCCAUUUGCCGCAUUCUGAAGCUCAUUAAUAGACCUCUUCAGCCAAAGAGAACAACGUCCCCACCUACCCUCCCUAACAGUCACAGACGCACUUCAUUGCUGGACUUCCAGGUCAGUCAAUCAGAAGCCUGAGCUCUGGAAUAUUGUCAAAGAAAAGGAGUUCUGAGUAGUGAGUGCCCAGUGCACUCUCCCAAAUGCAGCCUCAUCUUAGUAACCUUGAAGUUUAUCAUUCUUUUAAAAAUAAACAGAAUACCAAUGGUUUAGAUAUUCCAACAAAGAAUGCUAGAAACAACUGUCUAAUCUUGAUUAUUAGCUUUACCAACUCUGUGAACACUAAGGUUGCAGAACUGCCAGGUAAAUCUCUGUGGCCUGGACUACUGAGGAUUCUGAUAGCACAUGUAAGACUGAGCACUCUUCUUCAAGCUUUAAUAAGCAUCCACAUGUAUCUGUGAUGACUUUCAUUGCUUUAGCAUCGCAGCCAUGUAGUAACUGCAGAAAGAAGUUAUUUUUCAAAAUACAAUAGACUACACUUUUUGGAACACAGAGACAUACAGACGCACUCUGAGACUGCCUAUGUUUAUAAACAUGUUGUGUCCCCUAACUGAAGUGACAGGUCGUCUGGAAUUCACAGGAAGAAGUCUGGAUAGUCAUAUCAAACGCAAUGUAUUUGUUUUCAGCAGUGAGCAGACUGUACAGGAGCAGCACACCAGGAGCCAUGAGAAGUGCCUUGGAAACCAACAGGGAAACAGAACUAUCUUUAUACACAUCCCCUCAUGGACAAGAGAUUUAUUUUUGCAGACAGACUCUUCCAUAAGUCCUUUGAGUUUUGUAUGUUGUUGACACUGUUUGCAGAUACAUAUUCGAUAAAUCAGUGUAUCGACAGUGAUAUCUGUCACUCUUAUUUUAAAAACAACCACAAAAGGAAUGCUCCACGUUUGAUGUGUAGUGCUAUAAAACACAGAGAAUAUUUCAUUUUCUUGAUUAGGUGAAAUCACAAAAAAUGUUUCUUUAGAAACGUAAGCAGAAUCUUAAAGUAUAUUUUCAUAUAACAUAAUUUAAUAUUCCGUAUUACUUUCACUGUUAAAUUCUCAGAGUAUUAUUUGGAAUGGCAUGAAAAAUUAAAAUUUUGGUCAUGUUUUAGGAACAGUGGAGUGUAAAUCUGUGGCUAAUUCUGUUGGUCCUUUGUAUAAUAAAUGUAAAAUAGUAUUCCAGCUAUUGUGCAAUAUGUAAAUACUGUAAAUAAACACAAGUAAUAAAUGAAGUGUUUGUUAUAAUGAAUAGUCUUCAAAGUGACUCUCUACCUCUCUAACAGUUUCACUGUUGGGAAUUCGUGUCUUCAGAUUUACUGAGACCAUGACACUGGCAAAAGGUCACAGAAUAUAAAAGUCAUAAACAAAUGAAAACUUGAAGCCUAAGAAUUUCUCUAAGGGAUAAUUAGCAUUUUUUAAAAGUAGAGGCUACUAUAUAUUGGUGACAUAAUUUCUUCAGAUAGGCCCUGAUUUGCUGGGAAAUAUUCCAAAUAAGGUUGUAUCCAUUAUUUCCCAAGCGAUUUUGUAAUCAUGAAAAUGCAAAACUAGGAGGAACCUUAAGACUUCUAAGCAGUCUCAAAAUUUUACAUGUAGAUGUAUUUUAAACAGAUCUAACUGGAUCCAAUUUAAAAAGCGGAAUUCAGCAAAGCAAUGUUUCUCCAUUCAUAUGAGCCCUUGUCGGCAGAUGGUAUUGUCUGGGUAUAGCCAUAAGGACAGAAUAGUCAAGAGUCCUACGAUUUGUUUGAGGAUGUGUAUUUAUAAACAUUAAAGAAAAACUAUAGGAUUUUAUUUCCAAACAUAAAGGAAUAGAAGAGUAAGAAAUUUUGACUUUGAGAUAAUUAAAAGCAAUUACUGAAUGAAGAGAACAGGGUGUAACUUUUGAAGUGUUCUUAUUUAAUCCUGUUUUCUAAUUACAGCUUAUUACCUGACCUUUUCUUCCCAAUUUUUUAUGUUUUAAGGAUAUCAUGUUCAAAUAUCCAAUCUAUUAAUAUUUAAUCCCCUAAGUUUUCUGUAUGUCUGAGUAAUUCCAACAAGAGCAAGACUCACUGAGUUUGCAAACUUUCUUCCUAUGAAGACAGCAUGGCACUUCCACAUGAUACAGUGGGGAAACUACUCACUUUCAUCUGGCAGCAGCUCAUCCUCCAGGCACUAGUGAGUCAAGGAUCAAACAUGUCUCCUCCCCCUGGCACUGCCUGGGACCCUGACGAUACUGGUCAGGAGUGCAGAUGUCCUGGCCAGGCGGCUGUGCGUCACUGCACAGGAGGGCACAGCACAGAGGCAACGUGUCCAGAGGAUGGUAUUAGGCAAGGACAUUUCCAGCUGUAGGACCUCAAACUCCUUUCAGAAACUAGACAUUAUGAUAUGCGGCAGCAAUGUGCUUAUUUUCAUCAUUUUACUUUCUCAUCCUGAAGAUAAAACAUGCACACAUAACAUCAUAGAUCAUGUAAAAGGGACAAAACGAUGUGUUCAAAUGCUUCCUUGUCAAUAAAAAAAACAGGCAGACACCAGAUUUAUAUCUCUAGUUGUAUUUUUAUAACUCCCCAGUUUAUUUUGAAAUAUUCAUGAUUUCGACAUUAUCUCAAAAUACACAGAAAUUACCUAUAUCUGCCUAUACAUUUAUUAAAUGCUGAUGAAGAAUACUUAAUAUUUAAGCAUGCCAAAUAAUAAAGCAUUUCCCAACUUUUAAAAUUAUUUUUAAAAAUAAGCCAAUUUAUAUUGGACAUUUGGGUUACAUGUGCAUAUAAAAAGUGUCAUAUUCCUCAACUGACCAUAGUUAGACUAGCAUACAAGCGUCCUUCUUUCUGGAUAUAAUUAAGUUUCAGAGGCAAAGUGGUUCAGAUGGGAGCAAAUGAGCUGACCUCCUCAUGAAG